Penicillium canariense is the source of this 4542-nucleotide messenger RNA. Its product is annotated as putative eukaryotic translation initiation factor subunit eIF-4F. Bases 1 to 4542 code for a protein of 1513 amino acids. The transcript has 6 exons. Lineage: Eukaryota; Fungi; Ascomycota; Eurotiomycetes; Eurotiales; Aspergillaceae. Gene Ontology annotation, cellular component: eukaryotic translation initiation factor 4F complex. The record is from RefSeq and is a predicted model, not a curated record. Gene Ontology annotation, molecular function: translation initiation factor activity; protein binding; mRNA binding.
AUGACCUCGAACCCUCCUCAGUCGGGCGUUCAACAAGGACAGAGCACCGCUACCUCCGCCUCCAACCCGCCCGCCACUUCAUCCACCCCCCUGGCUGCGUCCAGGUCCUACGCCAACGCCACGAAGAAGUCCGCCACGGACUCAACUACCUCUCCCGCCACCGUGGGUGGCUCGGCACAACAUGGGAAGUCGGCUUCCGCCUCUCCAGUGAACGGCAAACCCAUGCAAACCCAACAGCCUCAGCCGCAGGCCCAGUCUGGGGUGACCAUUGUCAAUGGCGCUCCCACAGCCCCUGCCGCUGCCCAGGGCGACCACUCCCGCAAACCCUCUGUGACCAUCACCUCUGCCGGCACAUCGGGAUACAUGCCCAACGGUGGGCCCGCCAGCCGUCCCAAUAGCCUCCAGUUCGGCUUCGCCAACCAGCAGAGCUCCCCCAACAUGGGCAAUCCCGCCGUGCUCGCCUCCAACCAGUCACAGUCGGGCCUGGGUGCUCCCUCGACGAACCCCCGUGUGACUUCGCCCCAGACCUCCCCGUCACCGAUCCCACAGCCCGCGUCCAGCGGUGGUCGCCCCCCACCAUCGACCUACCAGGCACAGGGCAACGUGCCCAACUUUGGCAGCUUCGGUGAGAAUACCGGUGACAACAACGCUCCCCUCGGUCCCGGCCCUCAGCAUCUCCGUCGCGAGUCCUCGCAGUCGACACACAGUGAUAUGAGCAACCACAUGGGUGGUGGCCCUGGCCGCGGUGGAUACCCUCACCAGGGCGGCCGCGGUCGCGGAUACUCCCAGUCCGGCUACCAGGGACAGAUGCCCUACUCGCCAGGCCCGACCUUCCGCCAGACUCCCAACCAGCCUCGCGGUGGUCCCACCAUGGGACCUCAGUUCCACGGCCCUAACCAGGGUCGCCCGAUGCCCCCGUUCCCGAACUCGCCGCACCAAGCGAACCGGAGCCCGGCGCUCGCCAACGCGCAUCCUACCACUCCCCAGAUGAACCAAGUGCCCAUGGCCCACCCGCAGAUGCCUCCGCAGCCGUACCCCGGUUACGGACAGCACAUGGGUCCCCAAACUGUGAGAAACCCACCCUACCUCCACCACACUAUGAAACCCGCCCGGCGUGGUAAUGGUCAGAGCAACCAUGGAAACCAUAGCAACUAUGGCACUUAUGGCAGAAGCCGGGGGAACAAUCGUGCCCCUGCGGUCCAAAUCCCCGUCCCCGAUCUCGCCCCUGAGAGCGGCCAGUUUGAACGAUGUCUAACCUACGUUAAAAAUCACCAGGGAUACCCUCCGUCCUACGACCCCAACUACGGCUUCUACCCGGGUGGUUACAACAUGCAAAAUAUGCAGUACAUGACCCCUCCGUCACCUCAGCCUCGCCCUGGCAUGCCCUACAACCCGCAGACGCCGUACAUGCAAUCCCAGUAUCCCGUUCAGCCUCCGCCCCAGUCGACUCCGCUCUCGCGUACCCCGUCACAGGUCUCUACUGACCGUCCUGGCUCGAGCCUCGGACAACCCGCCCCAGCUGGCCCUCCGGGCGCUGGUCACACUCACACUGGUAGCAGAUCCUCGAACAGCCCCGCCCCUGCGAAGCCGCACUUUGUGAUCCCGUCUGCCAAGAAGAGCCCUAUCAUCAUCAAGGACCCCAACAGCGGCAGCGUCAAGACCUUCGACAAGAACCCCGCCUCUCCUGCCCGUGCCACUCCCUCGCCUGUCAAGAUCGCCACCCCUACCGCCACGCCGCCUCCGCGUACCUCCAGUGCCGCCGACCACACACGCGUUGAGAGCAAGGCCAGCAACGCCAAGACUGACGAGGAGAAGAAGCAGGAACUCAAGGACGCUGUGCGUCAGAAGAUCCAGGAAGAUGAGGCCGCUCAGAAGCGCCAGGCCGAGGAGGCUGCUCGCAAGAGUGCCGAGGAGGCUAAGCCCGUUGAGACCAAGAACGAGGACACCACUGAGUCUGCUCGUGCCGCCCUGGAGGACCUGAGCUUGAAGGAGACGGCCGUCCCCGCUGAGGAGCCCAAGAAGGCCCCCGCCCCGGCUCCGACUCCCGCUCCCGCUCCCGUUCCCGCUCCCGUUGAGAAUGAUGAUGAGAUCGACUACGAUGCUAUUGAGCGUGAGAUGGCCGAGAUCGAAGCUAAGGAGCGUGCUGCUGAGGAGGAUUACAACCGCAAGAAGCAGGCUAAGAAGGAGGAGGCCGAGCGUAAGGAGCGCGAGGAACGGGAGCAGUAUGAGGUCAACAUGAAGAAGGCUGAGCAGGAAGCUGAAGAGCGCGAGCUUGCUCGUGAGGCCGCCCGCGCCAAGGGUGAGACUGCUGAAGACGAUCCCAGCCGUAAGGAGCGUGAGGAUCUCUUUGCCUCUCUCAAGAAGGGUGGCUUUACUGCAACUGAGGAUUCUACUCCUGGCGACAGCGGUGCUGCCACCCCUGUUUCGUCCGAUAUGUCCAUGGGCCCUCCUGCUAAGCCCGCCAGUGCUGCCGGUAAGAAGCCCGCUGGUCUGAAGCUCGACACUCCUAAGCCCACCGAGCCUCCUCAACCCAGUGCCGCCAUGAAAUCCCUGCAGAACGCCAAGUUCUUGGAGGACCUCAGCAAGGUCACCUACCCAUCUUCGGUCACUGCGCCCAGCUCUGCUCUGAAUGAUAGUGCUCCCGCUGGCCGCCGGUUCCACUACGACCGUGACUUCCUGCUCCAGUUCCAAGCAGCCUUCAAGGACAAGAUCUCCAUCGAGUGGGACGGCAUUGUGCGUGAGACUGUCGGUGACAGCGACGCUUCCUCCAGACCCCAGUCUGCUGCCCGUACCCCCAGCAUGGGCGGCCGUAACCCCUCUCACAAGGGUAUGGGCUUCCCGGGUGCGGCCAUGGGCAACUUCGGCCAGAACCCUCGUCACAGCAUGCCUGCGGUCAACCCGUCCCUAGGUGGCCGGGGCACCCACCCCUUUGGUUCCUUCGGCCGUCCUGGUAUGCCUGGCAUGGGCACCAAUAUGCCCCGGACCAACUCUUCUGGCAUGGCCAUGUCUCCCCGUGUGGCUUCUAGCAAGGGUGGCGCUGCUGGCAGCAAGCGUGGCAAGCACGGCGGCAAGAAAGAGGAGGAGGUCAACAAGUCCAUGCCUCUUACUGCCGGUAUGGAGCUGAAGGCUCUGCAGCCGAGCUCCACCGGUUGGAAGGCCCGCAGCCUCACCCAGAGCAAUACUGGCCCCGCUCCUGGUGGCGACGGCUACCUGCCUCCCGAUGUUGUGCAGCGUAAGGUGAAGGCUGCGCUCAACAAGAUGACCCCCGAGAAGUUCGACCGUAUUUCCGCACAGAUCUUAGAGAUUGUCUCCCAAUCCAAGGACGAGUCCGAUGGCCGUACCCUGCGCCAAGUCAUCCAGCUCACCUUCGAGAAGGCUACUGACGAAGCCCACUGGGCUCCUAUGUAUGCCAAGUUCUGCAAGAGCAUGCUUGAGAGCAUGAGCGGCGAGAUCAAGGAUGAGAACAUUCGCGACAAAAAUGGCAACAUCGUUACGGGCGGUUCCCUGUUCCGCAAAUACCUGCUUAACCGCUGCCAGGAGGAGUUCGAGCGCGGUUGGAAGAUCAACCUCCCGCCCAAGCCCGAUGGUGUCACUGAGGAGGUUGCUAUGAUGUCUGACGAGUACUACAUUGCUGCCGCUGCUAAGCGUCGUGGUCUUGGUCUCGUUAAGUUCAUUGGUGAACUGUACAAGCUCGGCAUGUUGACGGAGCGUAUCAUGCACGAGUGCACGAAGCGUCUUCUGGACUUCGAGGGCGUUCCUGAGGAGGCCGAGGUCGAAUCUCUGUGCAACCUGCUGCGUACUAUCGGUGCCAGCCUGGAUGCUUCUGAGAAAGGCCCUGCCAUGAUGGACGCUUACUUCGCUCGUAUCAACCUCAUGGUCGAUAUGCCCGACUUGCCCAGCCGUCUCAAGUUCAUGUUAAUGGAUAUCAUUGAUCUGCGUAACUCUCGCUGGAACUCCAAGGACGCUGAUAAGGGUCCCAAGACUAUCCAGCAGAUUCGUGAGGAGGCUGCUCGUGCUCAAGCCGAGGCCGAGAUGGAGCGCCAGCGCCAGCAGGCCAACCGUGGCGGUGGUGGCGGCGGCCGGCCGGCCAUGGGCCGUGGUGAUGCCCGUGGCUUCGGUUACAAUAACCAGGCCCCUCCCCCCGACUUCACAUCCAGCAAGGUCGGUAGUGACGAUCUGCGCCGUCUCCGUGCUACCCGCAACACCAACCAGCCCAUGUCUUUCGGUCCCUCGAGCCUGCUCGGCUCGCGCAGCAGCAGUGGCCGCAAGGGCCUUGGCCCCGGCGGCAACCUGGUCCGCGGCAGUGAUGACAGCGCCGCGAGCAGCCGCACUGGCACUCCCCCUGCCGGCAAGAAGGAGGACAAGGAAGCUGCCUCAUCGAUGAAUGCUUUCAGCGCCCUUGCCAGUCUGGAAGACCGGGACAACAUGGCCACUUCGCCCCCAUCCAACCCAACCUCCCCCAUGCUUACCAAGUCGCAGCCCGCCACCGCGGAGCGCCGGCCCUCAAAAACCCCGUCGAAGGAUGGCGAGAACGCAGCAUAG